UGCCUCCUCUCUCCUCGGCUCCCCACCCACCGCCUCCCCAUGGACUGAGCCUCCCCGGACCGCUGGACACCGGCCACCCAGGGGCCGCCCGCUGCCCCUCUGAAAAACGAGUCUCCAGGCUUUCCAUUUAGGUGCUUUCCAUCCCCCUCCUCCCCACCCUGUCCCCCCGUGGAUCUAUUGCCCAGCCGAAUUUGGGUGAGCAAAAGAAAACAUGACGUCUCCGGCCAAAUUCAAAAAGGAUAAGGAGAUCAUAGCCGAGUAUGACACCCAAGUUAAAGAGAUCCGCGCCCAGCUCACCGAACAAAUGAAAUGCCUGGACCAACAGUGCGAACUGCGGGUGCAGCUGCUGCAAGACCUCCAGGACUUCUUCCGCAAGAAGGCUGAGAUCGAGAUGGACUACUCUCGGAACCUGGAGAAGUUGGCUGAGCGCUUCCUGGCUAAGACCCGCAGCACCAAGGACCAACAGUUCAAGAAGGACCAGAACGUUCUCUCGCCGGUGAACUGCUGGAAUCUUCUGCUGAACCAGGUGAAGCGAGAGAGCAGGGACCACACCACACUGAGUGACAUCUACUUGAAUAACAUCAUUCCUCGGUUUGUCCAGGUCAGCGAGGAUUCGGGUCGGCUCUUCAAAAAGAGUAAAGAAGUCGGCCAGCAGCUCCAGGAUGAUCUGAUGAAGGUCCUGAACGAGCUCUACUCGGUAAUGAAGACCUAUCACAUGUACAAUGCGGACAGCAUCAGUGCCCAGAGCAAGCUGAAAGAGGCGGAGAAGCAGGAAGAGAAGCAGAUCGGCAAGUCAGUGAAGCAGGAGGACCGGCAGACGCCUCGCUCACCCGACUCCACCUCCAACGUUAGGAUCGAGGAGAAACACGUCCGGAGGAGUUCAGUGAAGAAGAUUGAGAAGAUGAAGGAGAAGCGCCAAGCCAAGUACACGGAGAAUAAGCUGAAGGCCAUUAAAGCACGGAAUGAGUACUUACUGGCUCUGGAGGCGACCAAUGCAUCUGUUUUCAAGUACUACAUUCACGACCUGUCUGACCUCAUCGAUCAAUGCUGUGACCUGGGCUACCAUGCCAGCCUAAACCGGGCUCUGCGGACCUUCUUAUCAGCUGAGCUCAACCUGGAACAGUCCAAACACGAGGGCUUAGACGCCAUUGAAAAUGCUGUGGAGAACCUGGAUGCCAACAGCGAUAAACAGCGCCUCAUGGAGAUGUACAACAAUGUCUUUUGCCCACCUAUGAAGUUUGAGUUCCAGCCCCAUAUGGGAGAUAUGGGGUCCCAGCUCUGCGCCCAGCAGCCGGUUCAGAGUGAACUAGUUCAGAGGUGCCAACAGCUACAAUCUCGCUUAUCCACUCUGAAGAUUGAGAAUGAAGAGGUGAAGAAAACAAUGGAGGCCACCCUGCAGACCAUCCAAGACAUUGUGACGAUUGAGGACUUUGAUGUCUCAGACUGCUUUCAAUACAGCAAUUCCAUGGAGUCUGUCAAGUCCACUGUCUCAGAAACCUUCAUGAGUAAGCCAAGCAUUGCCAAGAGAAGGGCCAACCAGCAGGAGACAGAGCAGUUCUACUUUACGAAAAUGAAGGAGUACCUGGAGGGCAGGAAUCUCAUCACCAAACUGCAGGCCAAGCACGAUCUCCUCCAGAAGACCCUAGGAGAAAGUCAGAGGACUGACUGCUCUUUGGCCAGCAAGCGCAGUUCUACCAUAAGGAAACAGGAUUCAAGUCAAGCGAUUCCUUUGGUGGUGGAAAGCUGCAUCCGCUUCAUCAGCAGGCAUGGGCUGCAGCAUGAGGGCAUUUUCCGAGUGUCCGGAUCCCAGGUGGAAGUGAAUGACAUCAAAAACGCCUUUGAAAGAGGUGAGGAUCCCCUGGCUGGAGACCAGAACGACCAUGACAUGGACUCCAUAGCAGGCGUCUUGAAGCUUUAUUUCCGGGGCUUAGAGCACCCCCUCUUCCCCAAGGACAUCUUCCACGACUUGAUCGCCUGCGUCACCAUGGACAACCUGCAGGAGAGAGCUCUCCACAUCCGCAAGGUCCUUCUAGUCCUGCCGAAAACCACUCUGAUAGUCAUGCGAUACCUCUUUGCCUUCCUUAAUCAUUUAUCGCAGUUCAGUGAAGAGAACAUGAUGGAUCCGUACAACCUCGCCAUCUGCUUUGGGCCCACGCUGAUGUCUGUACCCGAGGACCAUGACCAGGUCUCCUGCCAGGCUCACGUCAACGAGCUGAUCAAAACCAUCAUCAUCCAACAUGAGAACGUCUUCCCAGGACCCCGGGACCUGGAGGGUCCCAUCUACAGCCGGGGAGGGAGUCUGGAAGAUUACUGUGACAGUCCACAUGGUGAGACGGCCUCAGUCGAAGAUUCCUCCCAGGAUAUCACAGCAGAGCACCAUGCUAGUGACGAUGACGGCGAGCCAAUUGAAGCCAUCGCCAAAUUUGACUACAUUGGCCGGACACCCCGGGAGUUGUCCUUUAAGAAGGGGGCGUCUCUUAUGCUCCAUCACCGAGCUUCAGAUGACUGGUGGGAGGGGAGGCAUAAUGGGAUCGACGGACUCAUCCCCCAUCAGUACAUCGUGGUCCAAGACACCGAGGACGGGAUCACGGAGAGGUCAAGCCCCAAGUCCGAGAUUGAGGUCAUUUCUGAGCCACCUGAAGAAAAGGUGACAGCCCGAGCGGGGGCCAGCUGUCCCAGUGGGGGGCAUGUAGCUGAUAUUUAUCUUGCAAACAUCAACAAGCAAAGGAAGCGACCGGAACCCGGGAGCAUCAGGAAGGCUUUCCGGCAGAGCGACGGCCACGGUCCUCAUAGCCUGAGCGGCUCCCUGCUGGAGUCUACCGCCCUGGGCCCGGGGGCCGCCUCCCGCCCGGGCUCCCAACCCCUCAUGAGUCAGAACCUCCCCAAGGACGGCCCCGAGAAGUGCUCCGUCAGCGGGCUCGGGAGCCUCAAUUCCAUCAGCCGGCACUCCUCUCUGAAGAACAGGCUGGACAGUCCACAGAUCCGGAAGACGGUGACGGCCGGAAGAUCCAAGAGCUUCAACAACCAUCGGCCUAUGGAUCCGGAGGUUAUCGCGCAGGAUAUCGAGGCGACGAUGAACUCAGCCCUGAAUGAGUUGAGGGAGCUGGAACGCCAGAGCAGCGUCAAGCACACUCCCGACGUUGUCUUGGACACCUUGGAGCCCCUGAAGAUCUCUCCGGCGGUGGCGCCCACGUCCGAACCCUCCAGCCCCCUGCACACGCAGAUCCUCAAGGACCCCGAGCCCGCCUUCCAGCGGAGCGCCAGCACUGCCGGGGACAUCCCCUGCGCCUUCCGGCCUGUCAAGUCGGUCAAGAUGGCCGCCCCGGUGAAACCUCCGGCCACACGGCCCAAACCAGCGGUCUUCCCCAAAACCGGGGCCGCCGGCCCCGGGGUCAACUCCUCGGCAUCUCCCCAGCCCGCCGACAAGUCCUGUACUGUCUAACGGACCCACCCGCCUCUCUGUGGAUAUAAUUUUAUCGGGAUCCAGUCUAAGGGACUGGAGGGAUCAGACGCUGUUACCGAAAGCUUCCUAUUUAACUAGUUCUGGGACUUCCACAGCUGAAGAUUACUGUAGUUUCUAAGGUGUCCUGCAGGGCGAACCUUCCCAGCACCCGAAACAUGGGGAAAGGAGCCCUUCCUCCCUCCCUCAGCCCCUCUCCCGCCCUCUCCACGACCUCCUUCCGGUCAGCGGUCGUAGCCAGCCAGUUCCAGCAUUUACCGGUUUUAGGCAAAAAUCCAGUUGGGUUUUCCAUUAUCAGGUCACUGUGAAAUCUGGCCAGGCCAACAACAAGGACCUGAGAAUGGCUGUCACUUCCUCUUGGACAGCGGGUCAUGCCUUGUUCAGAUAUUUGGCUGCUGAGAGCAGGUUUUCGGCAGCCCCGCGUUCUGGGUACUGGUUAGGGUCACUUAUAUAGCCUGUGAUUUAUCAGUCCCAUCCACCCACGCUACCCGCACGACAACAAUCGUAGGCUUAUCUAGUCACUGGCAUGUUUAGACUCUCCUUCUUAGGGCACCAGACCCGUAUCUAUCAUUAAGUUAUUGUGGCACUUAACACGCGCUCUUUCCCUGAAAAUACACAUUUUAUUUUGUGGGGAGGGAUGAAAGUUCAUCAUAGAAGCCUCUCAAUCAAUCAAUCGUAUUUAUUGAGCGCUUACUGUGUGCAGAGCACUGUACUAAGCACUUGGGAGAGUAUG
Messenger RNA from Ornithorhynchus anatinus (platypus), 4193 nucleotides. RefSeq names its product SLIT-ROBO Rho GTPase activating protein 2 (gene SRGAP2). Gene Ontology annotation, molecular function: protein binding. The transcript has 22 exons. Gene Ontology annotation, biological process: signal transduction; negative regulation of cell migration. Gene Ontology annotation, cellular component: cytoplasm. The record is from RefSeq and is a predicted model, not a curated record. Bases 212 to 3442 code for a protein of 1076 amino acids. Lineage: Eukaryota; Metazoa; Chordata; Mammalia; Monotremata; Ornithorhynchidae.